AUGGACCAGGAGUUUGAGGACAUAGAUUCCGACGGGCGGUGGCAGAAACUAUAUCUAGACAUUAGAAGCCAGUCUCACGAGUGCCCCUUCAAAGUGGCAAAGUACCCAGAGAACCGAAAUCGUAACAGAUACAGAGAUGUCAGUCCAUUUGACCACAGUCGAGUUAAGCUGGAGAGUACAGAAAACGACUACAUUAAUGCAAGCCUGGUAGUGAUUGACGAAGCUCAAAGACGUUAUAUCCUGACACAGGGGCCCCUCAGAAAUACAUGUGGUCACUUCUGGCUGAUGAUCUGGGAGCAAAAAACUAAAGCUGUCAUCAUGCUCAACAGAGUCAUAGAGAAGGGCUCGGAAAAGUGUGCGCAGUACUGGCCUUCAGCGGAAGAGAGGGAGAUGACGUUCAGGGACACACACUUCUUGGUCACACUGAUGUCAGAGGAGCCCAAAUCCUAUUACACAACUCGAGUUUUGGAGCUAAAAAACAUGGAGACUGGAGAGAAGCGAGAGAUCUACCACUUUCAUUACACCACGUGGCCUGACUUCGGAGUUCCAGAUUCACCAGCGUCUUUCCUAAACUUCCUCUUUAAGGUCCGGGAGUCGGGGGCCCUGGGUGUGGACCACGGGCCGGCUGUGGUCCACUGCAGCGCUGGGAUCGGCCGCUCGGGGACGUUCUCCUUAGUGGACACGUGUCUCGUCCUGAUGGAUAAGAGGAAAGACCCACUGUCCGUGGACAUAAAAAGUAUUCUUUUGGACAUGAGGAAAUACCGCAUGGGCCUCAUACAGACUCCAGACCAGCUGCGCUUCUCCUACAUGGCCAUUUUGGAAGGAGGGAAAUUCAUGGGAGACUCCUCUGUGUCGAUCCGGUGGCGAGAGCAGUCCUGCGAGGACCAAGAACCUAAGACUGACUCGUCAUCUUCAGGGCAGACGCGGUGUUCCACAGAGAGACUUAACGGAGGCACAGACUACAGGCCAGACGGCAGGACCGCCUCGCCAUCGCCGCACAGAGACACGGAGGCCGACGGCAGCACCACAAACAAAAGACGUAGAGAGGACAGCAUCUCUAAAUCUGAUGCAGUGAAGACUCCCCAAAGCAAAUCCAGAACCAACGACUCUGAGAGGAAGAGAAAAAGAGUGAAAGCUAAUGACUGCUAA
Knipowitschia caucasica is the source of this 1149-nucleotide messenger RNA. The record is from the annotation of a GenBank genome assembly. Lineage: Eukaryota; Metazoa; Chordata; Actinopteri; Gobiiformes; Gobiidae.